AGAACUUUCCAGUGUACUACGCUCAGUUCAGUUCUGUUUUGCCUUCAGUGGUGCUAGAUUCAACUGUAACUCUCGGUUCCAGCAUAGUCUUUAAUCAGGAUCUUGUAAGGUUGAGAAUAAUUAAGAAAAGUGCGUGAAAAUGGUGAAAAUACCAACAAUCAAGCAAAAUGAUAAUACCGUGAUGCCUAUUAUUGGAUUGGGCACCUACACAUCCACAGGUGGAGAUUGUAAACGAGCGGUGAAAGAUGCCAUUGACGCCGGCUAUCGCCACUUUGAUACAGCUUACUUUUAUGAAAAUGAAGCAGAGGUUGGUGAAGCAAUCCGUGAAAAGAUCGCCGAAGGAGCUAUAAAACGUGAGGAUGUCUACAUAGUGACAAAGCUAUGGUGUCAUUUCCAUGAUCCGGAGAGGGUGGAAAAGGCCUGCCGAUUGUCAUUGAAAAAUUUCGGUCUGGAUUACAUUGAUAUGUAUUUGAUGCAUUGGCCUUACGCUUAUGUCUAUGAAGGAGACCGCGUAAUGUUUCCAACCGAUCCAUCAGGAGAGGUGAAACUCAGUGAUGUGGAUUAUGUUGAUACAUGGAAGGCAAUGGAAAAGCUGGUUGGUCUUGGAUUGACAAAAAGCAUUGGUGUCUCCAACUUCAAUUCAAAGCAGCUUACCAGGUUGUUGUCAGCCGCAACCAUCAAGCCAGUUCACAACCAGAUCGAAGCUCAUCCUGGUCUCAGUCAAAAGAAACUCAUUGAAUUUUGUAAAAACCUCAACAUUGUUGUUACGGGUUAUUGUCCUCUUGGUCGUCCUGAAGGAAAUCGAGGUGACUUCCUAAACGACAAGAAAAUUAUUGAAAUCGGCAAGAAAUAUAACAAGAGUUCCGCACAAGUAAUUCUACGAUGGCUGGUCGACAGCGGAGUUGUCCCCAUUCCAAAAUCCGUUACAAAGAGCCGUAUUCAAGCCAAUAUCGAUAUAUUUGACUUUCAAUUGAGCGCUGAGGAUCGUCAAGUUUUGGAUGGAUUUAACACAGGACAUCGCAUCAUUCCCAUGACCCAUGCUAAGAAUAGUCCACAUUAUCCGUUUCAUGAAGAAUUCUAAGAGUAUUAAGUUUUUGUUUGUUAUAUGAAUUACGCGUUUAAUUUCCAAAUAAAGUUUAUCAAGUUUAUUGAAA
Messenger RNA from Hermetia illucens (black soldier fly), 1154 nucleotides. Its product is annotated as aldo-keto reductase family 1 member B7-like. Lineage: Eukaryota; Metazoa; Arthropoda; Insecta; Diptera; Stratiomyidae. Gene Ontology annotation, molecular function: aldose reductase (NADPH) activity. The transcript has 6 exons. The record is from RefSeq and is a predicted model, not a curated record. The coding region runs from base 140 to 1081 and encodes 313 amino acids. Gene Ontology annotation, cellular component: cytosol.